AUGCCGGGCAUCCGUCCGGGCCUCGGCCUGCUGGCCGUGCUGGCGGCCUGCGCAGCAGUCGCCUUCCUCGCCUACUGCGUCUCCCUCGACCGGAAGCGGCGCGGCGACCCCGCGCUCCGGCGCCGCCUGCGGGACAGUGAGGGCGGCGGCAAGAGCCGGCCGAGCCCGGCCCAGGCGCGGGGCGCGCAGUUGUGGGAUGCAGCAAAGAAUGAAAAACUACAAGAACGUUUUUUGCAAGAAGUACGUAUGGGAGAACACUGGUUAUCUAGAGGAGAGCAUGGAAUGGGUGUUGAACAUCUCAGCAAUGCUCUUUUAGUGUGUGGGCAACCAUGGGAGCUUCUGAAGGUUUUCAAACACACACUCCCUCCCAAGGUAUUUGACAUGCUGUUGCACAGAAUUCCUCUUAUAUGCCAGCAAUCUGAGGUAGACAUGAAAGAACAGGAAUACUUGGAAGAUGAUCCUGAUUGA
Messenger RNA from Castor canadensis (American beaver), 468 nucleotides. The record is from RefSeq and is a predicted model, not a curated record. NCBI's taxonomy places the organism in Eukaryota, Metazoa, Chordata, Mammalia, Rodentia, Castoridae.